Molecule: messenger RNA, 4201 nt
Organism: Lingula anatina
Lineage: Eukaryota; Metazoa; Brachiopoda; Lingulata; Lingulida; Lingulidae
Product: putative aminopeptidase NPEPL1
Biological process (GO): proteolysis
Cellular component (GO): cytoplasm
Molecular function (GO): metalloaminopeptidase activity; manganese ion binding
Source: RefSeq, a predicted model, not a curated record
UGGAAUUGUGCUCAUGAAAUAAGGUGAUAAACGAGAAAGAACGAGACGUCGAACGAGAAGAGCAGAAGAACAGAAAGUUGGUGUCGUAAUUUCUUUGAUGGCCAUGGCGACUGUGAAGUUCUCUGCUGAUCUGACCCCGUCUGACCCCCAGCAUUAUCCAGUGGUCAUCAUUGGUCAGCUGACCAACCUGGUACAGGUCAAGUAUGACACUAUCAAAUGCAAAUUGGAGCCGAGAGUCGAUAGAGAGACCUACAAUGCAGCUCUGAACAGCCUGCACCCCUCCCCCACCGACUCCUGCGCCCUGUGGCUAUCCAGUGCCACACUGGCAGCACUACCCACCAACUGCAGCCGCCACAACAGCCCAUCACGGGCACACUCACUGACCAAGAUUGUCAAAGGAUGUACCAGUGGAGGGGAUGAGUACUUUGUGAUUGUUUGUGAACACAGCGAUGUUUUUGCAUCCGGCUGUGCCAUUGCCCGUGCAUUCCCCCUCUACCUUCAAAAAUCUGGAACAGGCACCAAACGUGUGGUCACUGUGGAAUUUAUCCUGGUUGGUCAAGGGAGUGACCAGCCCCUUUGUGACAGUGAACUGGAAUGUUUGACCAAUGCAGCCUAUGGGGUGAGGCUUGCUGCCAAAGUAGUGGAUAUGCCCUGUGCUGAAAUGAACACAACGGCUUUCUUAACAGAAAUCAACAGAGUUGGUUCCAAGCUUAAGAUUAUCCCCACUGUAAUAGAGGGUGAGGACUUGCAGACCCAAGGAUUUGGAGGUAUUUAUAAUGUAGGAAAAGCAGCUAGUCAUCCCCCUGUUCUGGCUGUUCUUAGCCACACACCCCCUGGGGCCACCAAGUCUAUAGCCUGGGUUGGUAAGGGGAUAGUCUAUGAUACUGGAGGACUCUGUAUUAAAGGAAAGGUGAACAUGUGUGGUAUGAAGAGAGACUGCGGUGGUGCUGCUGCAAUACUUGGGGCUUUUUAUGCUGCUGUAAAACAGGGGUUUACUGACAAUCUGCAUGCUGUGUUCUGUCUGGCAGAGAAUGCUGUAGGACCAGACGCUCUCAGGCCAGAUGAUAUUAUAACCAUGUACUCAGGAAGAACAGUAGAAAUCAACAACACAGAUGCUGAGGGGAGGCUGGUAUUGGGGGAUGGGGUGAUGUAUGCCAAAAAAGAUCUAAAAGCUGAUAUCAUUCUGGACAUGGCCACACUUACUGGUGCACAAGGCAUAGCAACAGGUCGGUAUCAUGGAGCAUUUAUAACAAACCGUGCAGACUGGGAGGUGAUGUGUGUGCAGGCUGGCCAGAGCUCAGGGGACCUGCUCCACCCAAUGCCUUACUGCCCUGAGCUGCACUUCAGUGAGUUUGCCAGUGCUCUGGCUGACAUGAAGAAUUCAGUGGCUGACCGCAGUAAUGCGCAGGUGUCUUGUGCUGGUCUCUUUAUUGGCUCUCACAUUGGGUUUGACUACCCGGGUGUGUGGGUGCAUGUUGAUAUGGCCUUCCCUGUGCAUGUGGGUGAGCGUGCCACAGGGUACGGAGUGGCGCUGUUACUGGUGCUGUUUGGUCAGAUGUCCAGCACCCCCAUGUUACAGGUACUGUCACCAUCUAUAGGAAUGUGUGAUGUCAACCACCAGCAGAAUGAGAGUGCUAGUAAAAGGAUUAAACUCAAUGCUGACAUUUGAUACAAGAGCAACAGAACACGUUUAUAGGAAAUUUUAUAUUACUGUCCUACUUGACAUGAUUAUUAUCAGGUUUUCCUGGUCACAGCAUGUUAUGUCAUCCUCCAUCUCUAACUUUCCAAAAUGCCAGUGUGUCUAUUAUAACUAGUUGAGAUUGAAUGUAUUUGUAUAUAUAGGUUAAAAGUAGUGGAAUGACGAACAAAAGUAAAUAGUCAUUCAUUAGAUUAAUAGAUAGGUGAUGUUAUAAACAGAAACUUAUCUAAACCAGAUUAAUAGCAUUUCAGGAGUGAUUUGGUUCAACAGUAAUGACCCAGAUCUUUUCAUUGGGAAAAAUUUUUUGAUCUUUCAGAUAAAUAAUUGUGGUGCAGUUACUGUAGAAAAUGGAACUGCUUUUCAGUUUGGUUGCUACCACUUGGUAGGAAUAUUCUUAUUUUAAGAAUUUAUGUCUAAAAAAAAUACAGUAUCUGUAAAGUUCACAAUUUCCCCCAUUGCAAAGAUGGGCACAUUAACUGUGCUAUCAAUCUAUAAAAUAAAAAAGAUAUUUGAUGUGUACUCUUUUCUUAUCUUUAAAACAAGCUCUGGUAUAUAGGUUACAACUUUACUGCCAUAUUCAUUCUCCAAAUGUUUUCAAGCAAUUUACUUAUUUAAUUUGCUUUUUGUAUUACUUGAAAAUUUUACAGACCAUAGGAUGGUUAGAAGGGACUGUAAUACCAGCUCUUCUGUACCUAACAACUGAUAGUGUUUUCAACAGAACUGCAGCUAUAAUGAUUUUAUGGUGAAAUGGUUACUGCAUUGUUAUAUUUUGUCUAGAUGUGCUUGCAGUGAAUGAAUUUUGAAAUUGUGAACAAUAUUUGCAGAUUCAUCAUAGCUUUGGCUGGUUCUCAGCUGUUACAGUAAAUCAAACUGAGUUAGCCCUGUUAAUGUUUCUUUUUAAAACUUGAGCUGAAGAUUUCUGCUGAUCUCGGUAUAAGUACACAAACAACUGAAGUAGUCUGCUCCCUGAUGAUGGUCUGAAUGGCUGGCAUUUAGGAGGCAAGCCAGAAAACACUUUUGUUGUUGCAGAGACCAUGUUGUAAGCAGGCUGCAGUUGGACAACAGUCUUCUCAGGUUAAAAUUGACCAAUGUUAGUUCAUCCUGGUUUUUCAGGGCCUUGGUGUGGAAGUUAUUGCAUAUACCACAAUUGAAGAGUAUAUAUGCAAAACACAGAGGGUUAAGAAAAUGACUUAACUGUUAACUUUUACUGCAUUGAUGCCUUCACCAAGACUGUCAUAUAGACACAUGAAUAUUGUAGUUGUUGAUAGCACUUCAGGUGAGAGAGAUCUGUUUGAAAUGGAAAACAAAAUUCACCACGAGUGUCAAGAAGUUCAAAUUAGCAAAUUCACCCCAGUAUAUUUUUAAUCUGACAGCAUUAUUUAAAAGCAUGACAAUGAUUUUUCUGCAUUAUAUAAGGAAAUAGAUCUAUACUUAUUGAACAGUGCAUUUGGUCAUAUUGACCUUGGUACAUGUAUUCAAUGUGAUUUAAGAUUUGUACGCUAUUUAAGGCAAUGUUAUUUACUACUUUUCAACAUGAAAUGCACAUCGAAUAUUUACCAGACUUUACAUCUCCACAACUAAAACAGAUACACCCAUAACUACCAUUUAACUUGCCUAAGGUUCGUCUCCCUGGUGGUAGUUUCGUCCCUGAGAUCCUCUAGUUCAAAAUGUUUCUGUAAUUUCAAAUACUUAUUUUGUCAUGUUUUAAGAAGAGCAUAUGUAACAAGUACAUGAACUUGUUGGUCUCUAGAAAUAUUCACACUACAAUAUCCUGUGGAAAGCUACUAGUAGAAUCAGGACCAGAUAGUUGUAUUAUUAGUUAACAGUUAUUUUAAUCAUUUUAUUUAUUACUUCUUUCUUUGACCAAUUAUAAUAAAAUUACAAUAAAAGAGAAUUUUAACUAUUUAUGACCAUUGAAUUGAAUCUUUUGCAAAAAAAAAAUUCUUUUAAUAGGUCAACUGCACCAAGAAGUUUUUGACAGAAUCUGGCGAUUGCAGGGACAACAAUAUCCUUUUUCAUGCAAAAUGCCGCAAAGUGUGAUACCAGCUAAGGCAGAUGUUGACCUGCAUUACGUCUCUGCCAAACCGUCUACUAUAAUUCAUAUUUUAAAUCGGACAGCGAAGAUGACAUAUGUAUGUACAGACAGUUUACAGAACUAAACAAUAAAGCUGGCAAAUAGAUGUCCAAGGUAAGAUUGAAGUCCAGGGAGAUUUUAAAUCCAUCUAGGUCAGAUUACAUUUCACUGUUGCCAAGGCCGAUUUAAAGAUGCAUUUGAAAUUAGUUUUUUUGCUUCAAAACUCCACCAAAUGCCAUCAUAUAAUUUAAAAAGAGUAUAAUUUAGAGAAAUAAUAAAGGGUAUCAAUUCAUAUUUCCCAAAAAUGAUAUUUAAACAGAUAUUUUCUGCCAACUUUCUGUGCUAUAAAUAUAUACCCCUCGGCAGUGUUCUUUGAAUAAGUGCUCUGGGUUUCUCAGCCAGAGAAAUAAAUGUAGAAAACAAUCAGA